AGCUUGUCCCGCGAGUCGAGAGCUCGUAAAUACCUGAUCGAUUGUAAGGCCCUCUGCCGUGCGACUGACCAACACAUCCGCUCCAUAGUGCAUCGCAGUGGACUGACGCUAAAUUUUCAUCAAAUUUGGAGUUUCUCUCGUCAGAUACAGUUAAAUUUGAGUGAGUUAACUCGGUCUCCAUUUUAUUGAAAAGUGACAAAUCCGGGAAUCAUAUUUACUUUUAUAAUGUACUUUAAGACGAGUGAAAGAAAUCUACUUUUUUUAAACUGAGUUAAAUAUUAAGUCAGCGCAUAAGUGACAUACGAAACGAUUUUAGGAUCGUAAAUGUAUUAAGUGCUUUGAAUUAUUUCCGCUGGUUUCCUUGUGUUGAAAUUAGAUGAAUUAAUUUUAGCACGAAGAAUAUAGAACAGAAAUAGUUUGUUAUUAAUUUUUGGACGUUAAUCGGUGUAGUGGGUGGCAUUACGCAGUUGACAAACGUUAUUUUAGUGCGUAUAUGUAUCCUAUAAGUGACAAAUUGAAGAAAAAAUUACGUAAAUCAGUAUUUUAAGUUUAAACUGAUGACUGAAGUUGAAACUGAUAAUUUAAAAAGUGAACGCCAUAAUUAGAUUUCAUGUAUGUUUAUUAAUUUUAAAAUAAUUUUAUAUAUACAAAAAUAAAAAUCAUAAAAGUAUAGUUUGAACGUGGUGUAACAUAGACAAAAGUGUGAUGGUAUAUACUCCUUGCCUACUAACUCACACUUUCCCGCGUUGUGAUGGUUAAGCAUUCACGCAGAAAGUGAACAUCGAUUUCAGACUCCAUAUCACUUCAAAAUAAUGAAGUUAAACAACGCACGUUGGAGAGUCAAGGGCGGGGUUCAGUGAAACGGACGGCUAACAAGUGGUUUCUCCUGUGACUAGCCAACCAAAAGAUUAGCUCGGAAGAGAAAGGUACAGAAAGAGACUGACGUCUAAAUUCUAUUGAAGAACUGGAAAAUGUAUCAUAAUCUCAUAUUAAGUAUCGUAUAUGUGAAGCGUUAUCCUUGUUACAAACGUAAAUAUUGGACAUCAACUUUCGUCGAGGUGUGUUACGUGUUAUAAAAAUAUAAUUACAGAAGAUAAAUAUAUAAUUGCUGAAUAAUUUUCGUGGCUAUAAAUAACAACUAACAUUGUACUUGUUGUCAUUGUAUUCAAUCGUACUUUAAUCCGGUAGGACUUCUUAUGAACUUGAAAGUUACAGUGUUUUGAACUAUAAAUUGGACUCUAAGCGAAUUGCAUUUCUCCGGAAGGGUAACGUGUUUCAUUCAACGGCCCAUAUAACUAAAUUAUAUCUCUUAAUUAACUUGUUUGCUUUGUUGUGUAUUGACAAAGUUGCAAUGUAUUCGGAAAACAAAGGGCAAGACAAUGAUUUCUGAGAUAAAUUUGAACAGGUUUUAACGAAUAUCUUCAAGGGAUGUUCUUGUAUCAAAAAUUUAUAGUGAAUUACGAAUAGUAAUAUUGCAAUAUUUGCAGCAGAACUGUGAAGAAAAUAUAUAAGAGUUUGUGACGACUAAUUUUUUUUUUCAAAUAAUAGUAAAAUAAUUUAUAGUUGUGAAUACUGUAUUAUUAUAACAGAAUAGUAAAUUAGGAAUUAAAAUAAGCAUUAGUCCAGUUUGACCCCGAUAUAUACCAGAAACGUUUACACACAAAUUGUUAGUUUUUUAACACGUAACAUGCAAAGUUACGUGUUGAAGAUUGGCCGUUCUUUAAGAAGACCUUCCCAUUUAUGAUGCAUAUCUCGGAAUGUACUAACAUCAGUUUACUGUGGUAUAUAUUUUAAAUAUGUAUGAAGUAAAAUUUGAAAAGUUAACAAGCACGUGCGAAAUUAGAACAGAACAUUAAUUUGAUAAAGAUGUCACAAGUAAACAAUUUUUUUACAAUUUAACAUCUGUUAUUUAGGCUAUAUACUGUGAUUUAAUCGUAGGCCUACAGCUGGUGGUUAUUUAUAAAUAAUUUCUUAUUAAUUUUUGAAAGUUAUUUUAUAUUUGUUAUUGAUGUACGUAGAAUAUAAACAAUUUAAAGAAUGUUUUGUUAUUGAUGUUACGUAUGAGUUCUAAGUAAUCUUCUGAAGGACGAACAAAAUUAUUUAAAAUAAAAUAUACUACCGUGUAUAUAAAUAUGUCUAUUAAUAUAAAAAGACCAGCUUUAGGUUUCUUAAAUUCUGUAGAAGAAAUAGUGAAAUCUCUGUCAAACUUUAAAUAUACGUGAUUUGUGUUGAAUGCGUUUGAAUCUAGUUUCCGUCAUUAAAAAUGUAAGACGUUCGACACCAUGAAAUUGUCAUACGUUUUCGAGUGUGUAAUGAAUAACCUUUUAACAAGAAACUUACGUAUUAGGAAAAAGUAACUAUAACUCAAAUAUAUUAAACUACUCGUGAGUUAUUGCUUCGUCAUAUGUAUUUAUGGCUGUAAGGAAUUGAAUUAUGACUUAGAGGGCAUUUGAAACUAGUUCCGUAGACUUUAAUAUUUGAAAAUGCAGAAGCUAGUAACUGCAAAUAUUAAGAGUAUGUGAAUUUCAAAACUGUUCUUAAGUAAAAACUUAGUUUCCAUUAAUUGACAGUUUAAUUUACGUUGUUGAUAUGUAGAAAUACUUUGCCAAUAUAAAUAUAUAUCUUAGCAACAAAUCCCAACAGAAGAAUUUAGUGUGUUUUAAAUUAAAUCUCUAUUAGUGAACUAUUUUGUAAAACUACGAUGUUUCAUAAUCGAAGAAAAUAAUUUUACGCAAGAUCAAAUGCGUUUAUUUACUUGUCUGUGCCCUUAUGACAUUGAUGUUGAUUACUAAACUCCAAAACAUAAAUUUUGUAAAUCCACAAUAAUAUAUUUUUACCCCUGUGACUGGAAUAAAAAAUGCAUCGGUUUUAUUUUGCGAUGUUGGUGUGUAAAAUUAAAGGUGACCUUGAAAAUCUAUAUAUGAGAACGAAAUACAUGUUGGGGGCUUUAUUUACGUAACAAACGUAUGUACGUCCAUGUAUUCUGUACGCUGAGCAGUGCCCGUGGAACUGAGGGGGGGACGAAGGAACGCGUACUUCCGACUUUCACCCAGGCAAGAAUGAAGUUUGUGAUUAGUCGUGUUUUAACGUGUGUUGAAUCGAGACCCAUCCACUUCAAGUGACUCGCAGAGGAAGACGCCCUGUGUCCUCGUACAGCGUUUAUUUGUGGCUUCAGAACCUGUGUCCGAAAGUUCCCGGUCAGUACAAGUCAUUGGCUUACUUCAAACCGUAAAGGACCUCACGAGGCGUAGGACCGUUCACUGGGUACAGAUCUACUUUGCACUGCGAAAGGUUAGCAGCGCCGCCGUUGGUGUCUCCUAGAUUCAGUUCGCGCCACGAAGAGGCCCUGAGAUAUUUUCCCGGAAUUUGCCUAUCCUAACAGACAAACCUCAAGUCAUCACACCCGGUCUGAGAGCCGAGGUUUGAAGCUGGUACCCACCGUAUGCAGUAGUGAUCUGUUAUGAUGUAUAUGGGCCCGCCAUGGAUCUGUUAAACGUCAUACAGCCAUCGAAAAACGCAAGAAAGCGGGCAGAUCUACAGGGUCAUUUGACUGUGAAGCCGCCAUCUGGGCCCGUAAAGCUGACGAUUGCCGAGGCACCGAUCGACAAUGGCGUGUUUGUGCAGCCAGAGGACACGUUCUCGUCCCGCUAUGCUGAUGAUCCGCUUACAGCUCUCGCCAGCAACUCGCCGACCACGGUCUUGCCAUCUUAUUUCGAUGAUGUUAUCGUGGGUCGUAUCACGUGCAAUAACACGGCCGACGGAACACCAUUCUCGUCCUUCCUGGACUGUUACAACGAUUCGUAUUUUGGGGCGAUGUUCAACAACGGCACCGGCACCAGUAAUGCCACCGGAGGACCAGCAAGAGACGAACCACUCACUGACGUCAUCCUCAUGGGUGUGACGUCACUCAUCCUCGGCCUCAUGAUCCUCAUCACUGUUAUCGGGAACGUGUUUGUGAUCGCAGCCAUCCUGCUGGAACGCAACCUGCAGAACGUGGCCAACUACCUGAUAGUCUCACUAGCGGUGGCAGAUCUCAUGGUGGCGUGUCUCGUCAUGCCUCUUGGUGCUGUGUACGAGAUCAGCAAAGGAUGGAUUCUGGGUCCUGAGCUAUGUGACAUGUGGACUUCCAGUGACGUGCUGUGUUGCACUGCUUCGAUCCUCCAUCUCGUAGCUAUCGCCGUCGAUAGGUACUGGGCCGUCACGAACGUGGAUUACAUCCACACCCGGAACGGCACCCGGAUCGGCGUUAUGAUUGUGGUGGUGUGGUCUGUGGCACUGGUUGUCUCUCUUGCACCACAGUUCGGCUGGAAAGACCCGGAUUACCUAGACCGUAUAAACCUUCAACAGCGCUGCCUCGUGAGUCAGGACGUGGCCUAUCAGAUAUUCGCCACCUGCUCCACGUUCUACGUCCCUCUACUCGUGAUCCUCGUGCUAUACUGGAAGAUAUUCCAGACGGCAAGAAAGCGGAUACACAGACGACGUCAGCAAAGAACGACGGUAGGUGGGAAUGUCGCAUCUGGUGGCGGGACCACUAACAAGUCUUCUAACAAGAACCCUCCACCACCGACAGCAAACGUAUGCACUAGUAGGUUUAUAACUAGAAAGAGAUUCAAAAGAAUCAAAUCAAACAAGUCUUCUGCCGCAGAAGCGUUAGUAUCUUCGUUAAUACUUGUCGAAGGACAUUCCACGGCAUCUGUGGACGUUACCGGCGAGGAAGACGGUGACACAGUCGACCAGAGUCAGAAGAACUCUGAUACAAGCGGAGCGUCUGGAGCCGAGGGCUGUAGUGAUGCAGGAAACUUGAAGGACGCUCAUAGUGUUACUAGCGUUGCUGUUGUGGACGGUGCUAAGGUAGUCACAACGGCUUUUACUAUUUGUAAGAGUAUAGACGAAUCUAGCGGUGCAGUUAGUAGUGGGGACGGUGUCGGCCCCUUGACAGCCACUCCUAAUAACGUUUCGCCUGAAAAGUCUUCUGCAGCGACGACGACCAACAACGGAUCUGCGAGUCAUCAGAGCCACGUCAGUGACGUAAGUCGCGCUGAGAUUCUGCAGAGGGAGUCUUCGAACGUGACCGCUGGGGGUGGGAACGCGAAGGAGAAACUGUUGAUGACGAACAAUCAGAGACGUGACAAGAAGGAAAGUCUUGAGGCGAAGAGGGAGAGGAAGGCUGCCAAAACUUUGGCUAUCAUUACAGGAGCCUUCGUCGUGUGUUGGUUACCGUUCUUUAUAAUGGCUCUCCUAAUGCCUCUGUGUGACGCUUGUUAUAUCAAUGACUACAUGCAGAGUUUCUUCUUGUGGUUAGGAUAUUUCAACUCCACGUUAAAUCCUGUGAUUUACACAAUUUUCAGUCCUGAAUUUCGUCAGGCUUUUAAACGAAUUCUUUGUGGGAGUGGCAGAAGAUCGGCAUCAAGAAUCUUCAGACUGGGAAAACUUAGGUAGAAACUAGAAAUCCCUUGAAAAUAACAAAAAUUUUUAAGGCCUACUGACGAUUAUUUACACGUUAUAAAUAUUAAAGUAUGGAAGUUGCUGUGUGGAACAAUUUUUUUUUUGUUUAUUUUGGAGCAAGUGGGCAAUGACAACGAAGCCUGAUAUCUCAUGUUAAUAUGUAUAAAUUAAAGUUUGUUGUCAAGACUUUGUAUUUCCCAGAUAGUUGAUAGCUGUUAUUUUAAAUAUACCGAAGUAAAUGUUACAUUAGAUUUAAUAGACAGAAGAGAAUUAAACUACCACGUCUUUCUUAGUAGUCGCGUAUACAUAUGGGAAUCGUUGGGUUACGCUCCAAUGUUCAUAGGUUGCCAUUUCGUAUUUAAAGUUGGAUAGUAAAUUUUAAACAAGUAGUAAUUAGUAAAAAAAUCGAUAUGUUUAUUGUCGCGCAGUUAUAAAUUGUAGGCUAAGAGAUUAAUUUAUAAACGUACUUGUGAAACAUAAUUAAUUAUUAAUAUUCUAAUGGUCUGUUGUAAAGACUAUUCCUAAUUUCGGUGAAACGGGCAACAACUCUUAAAAUGUAAAUAAUACGAAAGGGCUGUACCCGAAAUGUCGCUGUUACAGGCUACAUGAAUCUACAAGGUGCUUCGAUGUUGUUUAUUACGUAUAUCUCGUGUUUGUGGACAGAAAGUAGGGUAAAAUAUAACGUGUAGAUUAGGUUAACGCUGUGAUAACUUUAGUUACCGCAACUUCCCAUGAUCCUUGUAGUUAGACGAGCUAAGAAUUUCUGGUACAGCCUUUGUUUUUAUAAUCUGUGACGUAUGUAAAUUAGCGAUAAAUCAGAUUCGUAGCUUCAUUUUAUUUGUAACCAAAGUUUAUCUUAUGUCAGGAGCCUUUAGUCUCAAGGGAAUUCGUGUUUACUGAGCUGUAUUAGGGUCUACUUUGAAGAGCUUUUCAUUCUUAACGUUGCUACUCUGAUAGCCUUUUUGUAUAGGAAAUGAAUUGUGACAUAUUAAUUGUUCUCCGGUGCUAUGUACGUUAUAAUGUUUUGCAUACAUGAAUUGUUUAUUGCUGGCAGUACGUGUACUUCCAACAUAUAAUACUAUAAUAAUAAUAAUAAUAAUAAAUCUUUGUAUAAUUAUAUUAAUAAUCCUUGGCUUAUGUGCAUGUAUAUACGUAAUGCAUUCUUUGGGAAUGUUAUCAAAAGAAUUUAAUCAAACACCGCACCCAGGUUACUUUUUUUUUCCAUAAUUCGUACAAAAUAUAUUGGCCUACGCAAAGUUAAUCGCCAGAUUCCUGUAUUUUAUAAAUUAAACAAGUAUUAAUAUAAUCUACCAUCACAGUUGCAAUAUUGAGACACGUAUAAUGCGUCAACAUCUUUGCUUUCCGGUAAAUACUUGUGCUCAUAUUUCGUGUUGACAUCAUAUCUUCUCAUAAAAUUAUUUUAAUGACUGUACAAAACGUUAAAUGAGAGUAAUUUAGUACGAAGGUAAAAAAAAUGUGGGACUUUUAUGUGAUCUCUGAAAUCAUUUCUAUACGUUCUACGUUGAAAUAGAUCACGUAAACGCAACCAUAUCAGUAUACAGUGUUUAUAACGGCAUAGCCCUCUGUUGUUAACUCUGUAAUAGAGACGGUUCAUAUUAUAAUAUUACUCUGCACAAUUGUACUUUUAAUGUACGUGGGCAUUCAUUACUGAAGGUGGCAACUGGCAUCUGGAAGCUAAUAAUAUCUACAAAUGUCAAACCAAAUAAUUUCCGCGGUGAUGAGAGUUCACGUAUUUUAGGUGCAAUUGAACGCGGGAUAUAUAUAGCAUGCACGUAAAUAAACUGCGUUCAUAGAUGUAAUUUCUGCAAUCAAUCGUUUAUAAUUACGUGUUUACAUAUUUUCGAAGUCCACAUCGUUUUAUAAUCUUUAUUAAAAAAAAUACUUAAUCCUGUGCGUCUGUUAGAUGAUAACAAACCACGGUUUUAUAUUAACAGCAACUUCCAACAGAGAAUUAUUUAUAAGUAAUUUAAUGCUUAUUGUAAUUAAUAUUUUCAACAUUUUUAAAGAAAGUAAUUAAUCCUGAAUUAUUCAACUUUAAUGAAUUAAUAAUACUUUAUUUUAAAAGGAAAAUUUUACGAAAAGCACACGCCCACUAAAUUCUAACACAUUGAACAGAAAUAAUUUGACCAUUAAUAUUUCCUUCAAUAUUUAUAUUUGAUAUUCCAAUGUGAAACGUAUUUUUUAAAACUGAGUCAUCAUAAAAGCAGUUUAGAUGCGUUUGUAUGUUCGUUUGACCCUAGAUGUUGAAGCAUGAAAGGUUAACUCUGAACGUCAGUUUCGUCUACAUUUUACUGUUACUGACGGCAAUAUAAAUGUUACUCUCGACUCAGUCAUUUACGUCUGCAGCAAGCCAGGACGCACUGCGACGCCUUGUAGCCAAAGCCGUGGCUACACGAACGGGAAAUGACAAAUUCUUACGAUGUUAAAAUAUUGCGUAUCAUAAAAAAUGAAUUUGUGAAAUAUCGUGAUACAAAAAUAUCAACAAAUUCUUAAACAAAUAUUAAGAACAUAAUCACUUAAUCUGGGCGGGUUUAUGAUAAUUGAAGUUGAGAUUUAAUAUCGGAAGAAAAGAGAAAAUUUGUCAAAAGUGUUUCAGUUCUUGGUAUUUAACAGAACGUGGAGUUGAAAUAAUCCAAAAAAAAAACCUCUAUUCUGUUUUUCAAGUGGUUUCAAGUGACAAGGAACAACAUGGUGUAGUUUGAGAGAUUCAAGUGACGUUAUUUUAUUUUAAUAACUUUUAAAUCGUAUCAUACAUCAGUAAGCGUAAUAAAGCAGUCUCCAACGUGCUUUAUCAAUUCAAGAAUUUCUGUGUAAUUUAAUAAUUAAAUAUGCAGUGAAAGUUGUGAAGAAAAAUGUACCCUCUACUCGUGUAUUAAUUAUGCAAAGCAAAUUGUGUAAUGAGUAUGUCUAGAAGAAGACUUUGCAAUCAAGGAAGUGUUUAUUAAUGUAAAAUACUAAAGUUUUUGUGUUUGUGAAAAUCCAUGCCCAGAUGGAUCAAAUGAGUACUUUUAGUCUGUAUAUCAUGCCGUUGUGCGUGUUUCAUAAUAUUAUCGCAGUUAUAUUCUGCUACAUCUGUGUUAUUUCAUGAAUGCAAAUUUUUGCCAACAACGUUGUUGUUACGUAUCCAUAUACAAGUGUAAAUACAAUAAAAUAACAACAAUAUGAAA
Molecule: messenger RNA, 8633 nt
Organism: Zootermopsis nevadensis
Lineage: Eukaryota; Metazoa; Arthropoda; Insecta; Blattodea; Termopsidae
Source: RefSeq, a predicted model, not a curated record